CAUUUACCAGGCUUUGAUAGUAGUUCAGAAAUACACAGACAAAGGUUAGCUUUGGAUUUGGAAGUCUAGGAUUAAUACUUGUCUGUGCUGCAUUUUACUCACAUUUAUUGUGCUCAGGAGUCUAAUAAGGACUGUAUGAGAUAGAGCUGUUUGUGUGAGUUGAAGAUCCAUCAUCUUUGGAGAUCUGGUAAGAUGGGCACAAAACCCGUUCUUGUAGUCCAUGGUGGAGCUUGGGCAAUACCAGAUGAGUUUGCUGAAAGAAGCAUCCUGGGAGUUAAAAAUGCAGUUAAGAAUGGCUUUGCAGUGCUGGAAAUGGGAGGAAGUUCAAUGAAGGCUGUUGAAAUUGCUGUGCGGGCCUUAGAAGACGAUGCUGUGUUUGAUGCAGGUCAUGGUGCUGUACUGAAUGCUGAUGGUUAUGUGGAACUUGAUGCAAUCAUCAUGAAUGGUAAAACUCUCGCUGCUGGCGCAGUCUCCUGCAUCAGGAACAUUUCUAAUCCGGUGACAUUUGCUUGUUCAGUCUUGGAAAAGACACCUUAUGUGAUGCUCACUGGAACAGGUGCUAACCAGUUUGCUGAGAAGCUAGGCAUACCUCAAGUGCCUGUAGAAGAGUUAGUAACAGACCAUGCCAAAGCUGAAUGGGAGCAAUACCGCAAAUACAAGCAGACUGUCAAAUCACUUUUUAACACAGAAUUGGUUCAUGACACAGUGGGUGCAGUUGCUAUAGACUGUGAAGGUAACAUGGCUUGUGCAACUUCAACUGGAGGCAUCACAAAUAAAAUGGUUGGACGUGUUGGUGACACCCCAGUCAUAGGUUCAGGUGGCUAUGCUGACAACCUUGUUGGUGCUGUCUCUGCAACUGGUCAUGGAGAGUCCAUCAUGAAAGUCACCCUUGCAAGGCUUAUCCUCUUUCAUAUGGAACAAGGAGAUCCAGGUUCAAAUUCCUGCCCUGGAGCAGGGACUCGUGCCUGGGUGUCUUGCUUCCCAAAUCUGCACACUACAAGAUCCUCCAUGUGUGGGUCUCUCCACUACUGUGCAGAAGUGGGAGAACAGCCACCUCUGAGGCACCAACUCCUCACAUCUCUUCCAGACCCUGUGGAGGCCUUUCUACAGGUAAAACUCCAGAGGAAGCUGCAGAUUCUGCUCUUCACUAUAUGGAGAGGAGAGUCCAUGGACGGGGAGGAGUUAUAGUUGUCAGCAAAACUGGAGAAUGGACAGCACGAUUCACCACCAAGCGGAUGGCAUGGGCAGGCAUAAAGGAAGGCGUGUUAAUGUAUGGCCUAAAUCCAGGAGAAACAAUUCAAGAAAUAAUUAAACCCUCCAAAUAAACUUUUUUGGGGAGGGGAUUUUUACAGUGGAUGUUAUUAUUAGUUUGUGCUACAUGAUUCUUAAUGAAGGGUGUAUGUAUCUGGCAUCUUUGGAUUAACUUUUCAUAUUCAAGAAGAUUCAUAAAACAUGACUUUAUUACCUUUAAUAAAGAUAGUUUUCCAAA
Messenger RNA from Chrysemys picta bellii (western painted turtle), 1489 nucleotides. Its product is annotated as isoaspartyl peptidase/L-asparaginase-like. Gene Ontology annotation, cellular component: cytoplasm. Gene Ontology annotation, molecular function: beta-aspartyl-peptidase activity; asparaginase activity. The record is from RefSeq and is a predicted model, not a curated record. NCBI's taxonomy places the organism in Eukaryota, Metazoa, Chordata, Testudines, Emydidae.